AUAUCGGUACAAUGUUGAGACGAAAAUUUUCUAACUCUAUCGCCGCUUAUAUUCAUGCCCGUGGAACGUUGAGCAAAGGCCUCAACCGGGCAUUUGCAACAUUGCUUGCCGGAGCACUUGGCUUGGGCGCACAUCACUUGGCCGCGCUCGCCGGUGACAAAGGAGAACCCAUACUACUCGGUGUGUUUGUAUUCAUGCUAGCGGCUAUGGCGACAUUCUCCCGGUUUAUGCCAGAGAUAAAGGUUAGAUAUGACUACGGGGUGACGAUAUUUAUACAAACAUUCAGUCUUGUGGCUGUAUCGAGCUACAGAGAGGAUGAACUUAUUAAACUUGCGUACCGGAGAUUGUCCACUGUAGCCAUUGGUGUAACGACUUGCCUCUGCACCUCCAUGUUUGUCUUCCCAGUUUGGGCUGGAGAAGAUCUCCAUAUGCUGGUGGCAGCCAAUCUUGACAAGCUCGCAUGCUUCUUGGAAG
Dendrobium catenatum is the source of this 474-nucleotide messenger RNA. RefSeq names its product aluminum-activated malate transporter 1-like. Gene Ontology annotation, biological process: malate transport. Gene Ontology annotation, cellular component: plant-type vacuole membrane. The record is from RefSeq and is a predicted model, not a curated record. Lineage: Eukaryota; Viridiplantae; Streptophyta; Magnoliopsida; Asparagales; Orchidaceae. The transcript is spliced from 3 exons. The annotation marks the transcript as partial.